Messenger RNA from Clonostachys byssicola, 1284 nucleotides. NCBI's taxonomy places the organism in Eukaryota, Fungi, Ascomycota, Sordariomycetes, Hypocreales, Bionectriaceae. The record is from the annotation of a GenBank genome assembly.
AUGUCCCAGAGACCUCUCACACCACUCGAGAGCAUCUCCGGGCAGACCGAAAGUGUAGGAAACCAGCCAUCCCCAGAGGAGACUAAAGGCAGUGGUUCAGCUUCGCAGCCAGCACCUGCAGAUGAGGCCGACAUGUGGUCCAGGGUUGUUUCAUAUCAGACCAGGCUACCAUCGGAUGGCCAACGCGUUAUUUACGUCGGCGAGCCAUGGACUCUUGCAUAUGUCAUGCAAUGGAAGGGGCGGCAACGGCAGGGCAUGGUUGAUGUCGCCGGGUCUCCAAAUGGGCUCUCAACUGAAUCUCCAACUGCCAUUCACGUCUCGGUGCCCAUCGAAAAUCAGACCUCACCCGACUCACAGCGGCAACCCCAAUCCUCAACGGGUGCAGUUUCAACCGCCAAUGCGUCGGAUCUCCCUGCUGAUAUCCAACAGGCUCUUGUCAAAUCAUAUUUCUCUCGGCACAACAUUUUAUACGCAGUCUUGGAUAGCCGCCGCUUCAGCGAGCAGUCUCGCUCUCAUACUCUUGAUCCCUGCCUGCACCUCGCCGUUCUCUAUGCUGGGGCACUUCACGUACCAGACCCUAUAAUAUACCGGGCUGGCUUCGAUAGCCGGCAAGCAUGUCUUAUUUCACUCUACCGGCGGGCGAAAAAGAUCUUCUUCCAAAAUGACGAUGAUGGCACGGUGGAUCAGCUUUCUUAUAUUCAAUCGGCCUUUUUACUGCACAACAUGUGGCAGGGUCCUAACGCUACCUUGGAUCCAUGGACGUGGUUGGGACUUGCUAUUCGUAUGGCUCAAAAUAUUGGUAUGCAUCGGAGCACCCAGUCAUCCUCGCUACCCGAGCCGGACAAACGCUUGUGGAAGCGAAUUUGGUGGUGUCUUUACACUAGAGACCGACAAAUUGCAAGUGCUCUGGGGAAACCAUUAAUGAUUCGGGAUGAAGACUGUGAUGUAGAACCUCUGACGGUGAGGGACUUCGAGGAAGGCGACUCUGAACAGACAAGAUACUAUGUGAUCGAGCAGGCAAGGCUAAGUAUUCUAUGUGCGUCUCAAUCCCUGAAUUUCUUUUCUCUGCAGUAUUCUGAUCAAGGUCUAGUCGGUACUACUAUAUCCAAACUCUUUACUGUGUCUCCACAUGAUUCAGCCCAGAGGCAUGCAAGCAGAGCCAAUCUUCUGCAGCAAGUCAACAAGUGGAAAGACGAACUCCCGCCACUUCUGAAUUGCUGGAGCUACCGAGGCCUCGACGCUGUUCCGUUUCAAGGGCUGUUAUUAGAGGUUUUAUACAAGUAG